AUGGAGAAAGAGGUAGUGCAGCUCGUGGAGAUGGGCGCGACCGCGGCCCAAGCGCGAGCGGCAUUGAAGAAGUAUGGGGAUGUCAUGCAGGCAGCCGAACGCAUAUUUGAUGGCGGCUUUGACCACAUUACUGAUGAGGAUGAUGGUGACGUGGAGAUGAGUUCCAACGACGCGUCGGAUAUGCAGCCCAAGUCCAGGAUGAUCACGCCUGAUGAUGAUGACGGGACAAACGAGGCCAUAGACGAGGAUGACGCUGAGGACGAAGGUAUGCUGGAGGACUUUGCCGAUUAUGACUCGGACGAUAGCAUGAGGCCCGCAGCUGUUACCGUCUCCUCUACUGCCGAUCCAUACGCAGGCAUCUUCUUCUCAAAAGACCGGCGUGAAGAAGUCAUCGAAGUGGAGGAGGAACCGGAGGUUGUUUUUGUGCCCGAAGCCAAUGAGCAAGUCACUCUUAUGACUCAGGGACAGUGGAUGAAGGGCUGCCCCGAGGGUGGAGAGCAAAGCUUCCUUUUCGGUCUCUAUAGGGAACUCAGCGAAGGCGAGUGCCGCUGUCCUCAUGGUUGUGGUGCGUCUGUCACCAGGAGAAAGCAGGAUUUCUUCUCGAUAUUUGCCGAAUUUGAUACCUAUGUGAAACAUCUACAGAAAAUCGUUCCUCGAACAUGCACCAAGUGUAGAAGAACGUUCUGUUUCGCUUGUGGAGAGCCCAUCGCUGUAGAUUCUACCAAGUCACUGCGCUCUCCAACAGAGGAUUUAUCUUUAUUCCAUUGCUCCAAUCUACAGGGUGUCAUUCUCGGCAUAGGUCUCGCUAUGCUGGAGAAACUGUUCAUUGGGCAGUCCCAGGAUGUUCCAAGCAGUCAAGGGGGAAAAGUGACGGGUGGGAAAAGGCGGAAAACUGAGACUGUACCGCUACAGGUGUUGCAUGAUCACGACGAAGACGAGGAUGAAGACAACUAUUAUCCUCCAGUCGGACAAGGGAAGAAAGCGAAGCUUGGUGUAGGUUAUGCCGGAGACAUAAGAGAGGAUACGUCGGGGCAACUUGAGGCAUUAAUGGCGCAGCGGGCGAAUGAUGAGAAGCUUGCGAACUUGCUUUCAGAGAUUCGCGUCUUCCUGCCUUCUCUGCGUCGGCCUGGAGGAGCCCGAACAAGUGACUACCUCGUCCACCCAACUGCUCUGGCGCAUCUCCGCCGACGAUUCAACUUCGUCAGCAGUCAACUGCUACGGAAUGAUUCGCUGGCUGAUAUGUCUGACCGAUCUGUGUUGUAUCUAGAGUUGUUUGAAUGGCUUGAGACGAUUUCUUGUCACGAAGCGUUGGCUAGCAUGAUGGCUAUGCCCAUCAUGGUUGUUGCAUCCGUUAAGACCGUUGCCGGAAAGAAGAUGCCGACGAAAGGGAGCCCCAGGAUCCGUGAGCGUGCAAUUGUUUACGAAGGCAGCUCUGGGCCACGGGAACUUCUUGAAGCGAUCGUCAUUCAAGCCUCUGCGGCUCUUAAAGGUCUUGAGGGACCGAAGCAGGCCGAAUCGGAGGCGGAAAUGACGGAGGAACAGAAGCGGAUGACCACUGAUGACAAGGGCAAGGCACGGGACAAUGGGCGCACAUUGUCCGAGGAGAACACCAAACUGCUUAGCUUCUGUCAGCGCAUACUUGCUACUGCCAAAGCCAUCGAUCGUUCUCUCGGUGAGACGAAGGGAGACGCGUUCGUUCAGAGAUUACAUGCGAGUCUCCCAAAAAUCCCUGGCUCUUCUCACGCAGACAACCCGGAGGUCCAGGCUGGGGAGACGGAAGAAGACACUAUGAGGGCCUAUGUAAAGUGGGCGAAUAGGGUGCGCUUCGAGUACUGUGAUUUGACAAUUCCGCCGUCCGAGGCGCCAGCGCCAAACACCGACGACCCGACACCACACUACAAAUUCUAUUUCAACAAUGAAGCUCGUAUGCUGGCAAACGCCGACAUUCCGAAACGUUCUCUUGCCAUUGCAAAAGAGCUUGCCGUGCUCACAACCAAUUUGCCCGUUGCCUGGAAUUCGUCGAUCUUUCUGCGGGUGGACGAGACCCGUGUGGAUGUCAUCAAAGUUUUGAUCACUGGUCCCGAGGGUACUCCUUACUAUAACGGGUGUUAUCUGUUCGAUGUGUUCCUUGGACCAAGCUAUAAUCAGUCGCCUCCGAAUGUCAAAUAUAUGACGACCAACGGAGGCAAGUUCCGAUUCAACCCAAAUCUGUAUGCGGAUGGAAAGGUCUGCUUGUCUCUCCUCGGGACAUGGACCGGUCCUGGAUGGGUAGCAGGCAAGUCAACCCUGCUUCAGGUGCUCAUAUCGAUCCAGUCAAUGAUCCUUUGUGAGGAGCCGUAUCUGAAUGAACCCGGGUGGGCACAAAGUGCGGGUACUCCCCAGUCACGCGCAUACUCGGCCAAUGUGCGACGAAUGGUGGUCAAGACUGCGAUGUUGGGAAACCUGAAGAAUCCACCGGAACCUUUCGAGGAUGUCAUUCGGACUCACUUCCGUCUCAAAGCACGCUCGAUCAUGGCGCAGCUCGACGAUUGGCUGGCACAGGAUGAUGGCAAGCUUACUGAUGAUGGUGGGUACAGUGCUCACAAGACGACAGCGACGGGAAGCUCGAAUGGUUUCCAAGCCGAUGUGCAGGAGCUCAAGUCGUUGCUGACGCAGCUGCAGUCCGGCACUGCUUAG
This is a messenger RNA of Laetiporus sulphureus 93-53, 2676 nucleotides long. Its product is annotated as ubiquitin conjugating enzyme family protein. Bases 1 to 2676 code for a protein of 891 amino acids. The transcript is spliced from 16 exons. The record is from RefSeq and is a predicted model, not a curated record. Gene Ontology annotation, molecular function: ubiquitin conjugating enzyme activity. NCBI's taxonomy places the organism in Eukaryota, Fungi, Basidiomycota, Agaricomycetes, Polyporales, Laetiporaceae.